AUGGUGUAUCUAUCAUCGCUCUUCUUCCUAGGCAGCGAUGGCCAGCCCUCCAACGCUCGCGCCAAGAAGAACAAAAAGAGCUCAAGUGGUCUACCCUCCAGACGAUCGCAGUGGUGGACCUGGACGACAGUGCUGAUCAACAUCGCGGCAGCUUUGUUCACGCUCGACUUCUUGAUUCGAGGCUUAGUGUUAUUCCCAAGUACUGACGUGUCUUUCUCACGAAUUGGCUAUGUCUCUCCAACCACAGCCAGCCUGCUCCUCCGUGAGCCAGAUCCAGCGCAACUGCCCGUGGUGGUCUCCUACCAGGAGGCCUCCUCACCGUCCUCUCAGAAAUGGACUCAAGAAGGCACUGUCUAUAAGCUGGACAACAGCACUGACUUCACUGCUGCUGUGGUAUUGAAAAACUUGAAGCCGGCAACCCACUACAGGUACUCGCUGUCGAACAAUAGGACAGGCACCUUUGUUACGGCUCCGCGACCUGGGUCCCCGGCUGCGAACAGACUAUGCUUUGUGACUUCGAGCUGUUUGAAGCCAAAUUUCCCAUACAACGUAUUUUCGCAUCCAUUGAAGGUCCCCGGUAUCGAGCAAAUGACAGAAGCCCUUGGCAAGCUACCCGCGCUUCUGCGGCCAGCCUUCAUGCUGUUCCUCGGUGACUUCGUCUAUAUUGACGUGCCUUUCCGCUUUGGUUCUUCCAUGGACCAUUAUCGCAGCGAAUACCGACGAAUAUACUCAUCCCCUUCAUGGGCUGCGCGCUCAGUCAAUGGUCCUGCCAUUGACCUCCCCUGGAUUCACACCCUAGACGACCAUGAAAUUGAGAAUGACUGGUCUCAGGGCAACAAGACAGCGCCCUACCCAGCGGCUGCUGACCCAUUCUUGCACUACCAUGUGGCUGCGAACCCGCCUGUUCCGGAAAAAGCUUUUGCCCACCCUGACGAUGUGACUUAUUUCUCUUUCAUCAACGGCCCGGCCUCGUUCUUCAUGCUUGACACCCGCACAUACCGUUCCGCGCCCUCACACGACAAUUCUACUAUUCUAGGCUAUGCGCAACUCCAAUCGCUCCUGGCGUACCUUGCCACUCCUGAGCCAGCAGGUGUUCACUGGAAGAUCAUUUCCUCCAGCGUCCCCUUCACCAAAAACUGGCGCGUUGGCACGACUGAUACAUGGGGCGGAUUCUUGAACGAGCGACGCACUGUUUUCGAAGCAAUGUGGCACGCUGAACGUGAGGUCGGCGUCCGCAUCAUUCUAUUGAGCGGGGAUCGUCAUGAAUUUGGCGCAACGCGCUUCCCAGAUCCCAUCCUUGAGUUGCCCCCGUCUGCGCUCCAGCCAAAUACACCCGGCCUGGGCCUUCACGAGUUCAGUGUUGGCCCGCUCAGCAUGUUCUACCUGCCCGUUCGCUCAUACUACCAGACUGACGAAGAGGAUGUGUCCGUGAAAUAUGCGCCCGACGGGAAUAGCAAAUUCGGAUAUAUCGAGAUUGCUGACGGUGUCGACGAGGUUGAUCCUACAGCUCCUAACCCUGUACCAGUCCGCAGCUCAAUUUUCACGUACUCAUUGUACGUGGAUGGUGAGGUCGUCUGGAAGUAUCGCCUCAGUGUUCCUCUUGCGCCGGCCGCUGGUAAAGAUGCUACUCAAACCUCUGGCAAAAAUGCUUCUCUCCCACCUGGCCGGGUGCUUGAGGAUAAACUGGUUCAGGAGGGCUGGGAUGUUGCUGUGAAGACUGCUAUAGGCAGGACGGAGGAGCUGGCGCGUCGCGUUAUGAAAACGGCAAGUGAAGUGUAUCAUGAUGUUUCAGCUAGAAUCCCAGGUGGUAGAGAGACUUCAUAA
Molecule: messenger RNA, 1824 nt
Organism: Penicillium canariense
Lineage: Eukaryota; Fungi; Ascomycota; Eurotiomycetes; Eurotiales; Aspergillaceae
Product: alkaline phosphatase family protein
Exons: 3
Coding region: 1-1824 (607 amino acids)
Source: RefSeq, a predicted model, not a curated record